AUAGCGCGGUAAAAAGUGACAGUUCAACUGCAGAACAAAUAAUUUCAAAGUUUUCUAUUAUUUUUCCGAUUAUGAAGAAAUCAUUCAAGCUAAAAUCGUCACAGGCAAAUAAAGGAAACCUAAAGAUAUCUUCUUUCUUUACUAAAGAGGUUAAGGAUUCACAAAAUACUCAGUCCCCCCAAACUAUUCAGAUCUCUCACGAAUCAAAAAAUGAAGGAGUUACUGAUACGAAAUGUAUUGUAAAUGUCGAUAGCGAUGAUGAUUUCGUCGAUAGACCUAACAGAACUCUCAAAAAAUGUGUUCUAAACAAAGAGAAUGUUUCAAUAGUUCUUAAACCAAGUCCUCAAGAUGACAAAGUUAAUAAGCCAUCAAAAAAACGUAAAGUUUGUGAGUCAAGCAAAGAGGACCCUGCUCCAAAAAAAAGUAAUAUUCAGGACAUGCCCUUGUCUCCAAAUGCCCAUCCUAGUACUAGCGAGAAUAUUUUUGAUGGACCCAUUACACCAUCAAAACAAAAUAAUCAGGUCAUUUUCGUCAAAAAACCCGAAAGUUUGCUAAGUACCGAAGCUUUGAAAGAAUACCAUACUCCAGAAAAGCAAAGAGAAAGGUUUUUGGAUAAAAUUCAGACACCGAGUCCUAGGAAACUUUUAUUUAAUGAUUUUUCGGAUACAAAACAGUCUUCAGAGGGCCUCCUCUCAAAAAUUGAUGAGUUGACAAUACAAUUGAAGAAAAUUACUACUCCCAAAAAAACACCUAAAAAAACUACCCCCAAAAAAGAACACAAUUCUCAAUCAAAAAAAGAGAAGGUUACCGAUGUUACACCAAAAAAGGCAAAAAAAACACCGAAAAAAUUGUUCGAGAAGUCUCCUGUUAAUGUUGAUUCAUUCAAUAUUCAAGUAAUCAAAGAUUUUGUGAAAAUAACUCCUAGCAAAAGUUCUGUGAAGUCAUCAACGAAUGAAACAGAUGAUGUAAUUAUUGUUAAAAGUUCUGAAAAGACCCAGAGUUCCAUUUUGAAAUAUGUAUCUCCAGUAGCCUCAACUAGUUCCUUGAAAGCUAAGCAGAAUAAUGAAUCCACUCCACAAAAAGAAGUACAAAAUGAAUUCAAAACACCUACAGAACGAGUGAAAACGAGGCUCAAUUUUGAAAAUUGUGAAAAAAUCAAACAAUCUGAUAUUUCCAAGUCUCCAUCAUGUAAAUCCAUUGAAAGCAGUAGAGAACUAGAAAAAAGUGUUGAUACUGAAGAGAAUGAAGUGAAUUUCAGCUUCAAUUUUGAUGAUGGAUGGGAAGAAGAUUUGCUACAAGAUCCAGCAGAAUUCAAUUUGGAUCUCACUGAGUCACAACAUUGCAAAAUCAUUGGCAUCAACCCCUUUGCUAAGAAGAGUGUGCUGACCCUGAAGUCAACAAAAACAGGGGAGAAGGCCAUUUGUAAUUUAGAAGGAUUCUGGAUACAUACCAUGCUCGCCAUUGGUGACACAGUUCAUGUCAGUGCUAGGAAAGUUGAAGAAGAAUGGGUUGUUGAUAACGAUCACGGCUUACUAGUAUACGAACCCGAUUUAUUGGUUUCCACUACCUCUGUAGUCGGUUCUUUGUGGUGUAAAAGGAGGUGUGUGCUAACUGAACGGUUCAGGGGAUUUGAACCAUCAAACCAACAUAUGCUGCUUGGGUCUUUGAUCCAUACCUUAUUGCAGUUCAUAUUGAGGAAUAAAAUUUAUGAUCGAGAGGGUAUUGAGAAGGUUGUAAAGAACAUAACGAAAGGGAGAAGUACGAUAAAGAGUCUGUAUGAAUGUGGAAUCACACUGGAAUACAUUCAAAUGGAGGUAAUGAAGUUUGUACCUAAAAUCCAACAUUUCGUCGACCUCUACGUCAAAAAUUCUGACACAAUUUCCAAACGUGUUCAUAACAAAGACGAUUGGACAGGCAAGAUAUCAGACAUCGAAGAUAUCGAAGAAAAUAUUUGGUGUCCAGAGCUGGGUGUUAAAGGCAAAGUUGAUGUUAGUGUCAAGAAUGGUAUGUAUUCGCUGCCUCUUGAGCUGAAGACUGGCAGAGCUACAGUUUCUUUGGAACAUAGAGGUCAAGUAAUGCUGUACAUUAUGAUGAUGAAAAAGUUGGGUUACAAUGUGCCUUCCGGACUACUGCUUUAUUUAAGGGAAGGAGUACUGAGAGAAAUUAAAGCAUCUUGGAAAGAGAAACGAGACAUUUUGUUGCUUCGUAAUGAACUAACCUAUUAUUUAACUAGGAAACCAAAGACUGUGGAAUUGGAUGGAGGGCAAAAACUCUUCCCACCUGAAAUUCCUGAACCAAUAAAUCACUCUAGUUGCCGAAGUUGCCCUUAUAAUAUUAUAUGUACCUCAUAUGCUAAAUAUAUGGAAGAGGAUAUAUCAUCCAAUAAAAUCUUGAAGGAUAUUCAAGAAAAUGCAUUGGCCCAUCUGAAGGAAUCCCAUUUAAAUUACUUCAUGAAAUGGAUAACUCUGAUAUCCUAUGAGGCAAACGCGAAAAAUUCUGCUAAGGAUGUGAGAGAAAUUUACACUCAAACACCUCAACAACGGGAAAUGAAUGGAAGAUGCAUAAUAAACUUGAAAGUUACUUCUGUGAUGGAAGAGUGUGAUGGCAUUUGUGAACAUACAUUCGAAAAAAUGGAUACUGAAUCUGAAGAUAAUUUUUUGGCGAACGGAAUUAUGGAAAGUAAUUAUAUUGUCAUCAGUACUGAUGAGAGACCGGCAGUAGCGGCAGGAUUUGUUACUGAUAUUACGGCCUCUAGUAUUUCAGUUACUUUGGAUAGGGAUCUGAACAAGAAAUACUCUGGGAAGCCUUUCCAUAUCGAUAGCUACGAAUCUACCUCAUUACAAUCGUACAACCUCGCCAGCCUUACUCUCUUGCUUGAAAUGACACUUAGGGGAGAAGAGCUGAGGGAUAUUAUAAUUGAUAAGACGCCUCCAACAUUCAAGACUACAUUGCCAAAACUGAUUGGUACUGCUGGAAAACAGAUCCUGAAACGCCUGAACAAGGUUCAACAAAGAGCUGUUCUCAAAGCAAUAGCUGCCAACGAGUAUUUCCUCAUCAAAGGGAUGCCGGGUACAGGAAAAACUGCAACCAUAGUGGCCCUCAUUCAAUUAUUAUACGAGCUGAACAAAACCAUUCUCAUAACUAGCCAUACACAUUCAGCAGUCGAUAAUGUCUGCUUGAAACUAUUGACUUACGGAGUGAAACUCAUGAGGCUGGGUGCAGAGUCCAAGAUACAUCCCAAACUGAAACAAUACUCGGAGCAUAAUCUUACGAAACAUUGCACUUCCCCAGAACAAUUUGAAGAGGUUUAUAAUAGCGCGAAAAUUUUGGCUGUGACUUGUUUUGGUUCGGGACAUCCAGUCUUGACAAAACGCACUAUGGAUAUUUGCAUAGUUGAUGAAAGUACCCAAGUACUACAAAGUUCUGUGAUAAGACCGCUGUACGCAGCAAAAACGUUCAUCCUGAUUGGGGAUCCUGAUCAGUUACCAGCCGUUGUGAAAGAUACUAAUGCAAGGAAACUGGGAAUGUCAGAGAGCUUGUUCGAGAGAUUGUACAAAGAAGAAGCAAUGGUAGCUUUGAAUCUGAAUUAUCGUAUGAACAGUGUUAUUACAGACUUGGCCAAUAAAUUCACAUAUGAAGGGAAUCUUUUGGUCGGCAACGAAGAGGUGGCCAAGGCUACACUGAAGCUUCCGAACGAAGAGGUUCUUGGAUCAGUAAUAGAAGGUCAUGAUUGGAUUCUUAAAGCCCUUGAUAGUUCUUUGCAAAAUGCUAUUCAGUUCAUAGACACUGGACCGGUUUGGAAUUUACAACAAAGUGUAUCAUGGAUGACCCAGAAAAUGUAUGUCGGAACAGAAGAAAAUAGCCAAUCUGAGAGUGAUUCAUCCGUUAAUAUUUACGAGGCAGCUGUUACUGUGAAUCUAAUCAAAGCAUUAUUGAAGGCCGGAGUUGCUGCUUGUCAGAUUGGUGUGAUUGCUACAUACCGAAAUCAAGUAGCUCAGAUUUCAGCUCUGGUACAAUCAGAGCAUAUUGAUGUUAGCACCGUUGAUCGAUUUCAAGGAAAAGAUAAAAGUGUGAUUAUAUAUUCUUGCACCAAAUCGAGAGAUGUUUCUACUCCUAGGACUGUAAACAAGUUUGAAAUAUUGGAGGACAAAAGAAGACUUACGGUAGCUAUAACAAGGGCCAAACAUAAACUCAUAGUUGUAGGUGAUAUUCAAACUUUGGUGGAAUACAGUACGUUUCAGAAACUAGUGCCAUUAUUUGGGAAAAAUGUCAUUAGGUUAGCUGAAGUUGAAGGUUUCAAAUGGACAUCUAUUUUAAACCUUCAUCUGUAAAGUACGGUUUUUAUUUUGUAAGUCAAACUUUGUGUUCAUAAUCAUGUAUUUUAAUUUAUCUGAUCCAGUAUCUUGAGUUUGUUAUUCAUUUCAAAAUGCAACUUCAGCGUAGGCUACUGCCUAGUCCAAAGUGAUGCCCAGUAUAUUGUAGAUUGAAAGAAAACACAUUUUUCUGUGACAAUUUAUUUUACAAAUAAAGGUUAACUGAAGCAUUUA
This is a messenger RNA of Leptinotarsa decemlineata (Colorado potato beetle), 4547 nucleotides long. RefSeq names its product DNA replication helicase/nuclease 2 (gene Dna2). The record is from RefSeq and is a predicted model, not a curated record. Gene Ontology annotation, molecular function: single-stranded DNA helicase activity; 5'-flap endonuclease activity. Gene Ontology annotation, cellular component: cytoplasm. Gene Ontology annotation, biological process: replication fork reversal. NCBI's taxonomy places the organism in Eukaryota, Metazoa, Arthropoda, Insecta, Coleoptera, Chrysomelidae.